UGCUGACAUCAGCAGUUAAUAUUUUUUCUAAAUUCCAUUUUGCCCUUCAAAAUAAUGGAGUACCAAAAUUGCCCUUAAUGGUUCUAUUCCCAAGUCAGCCUCAAUGAGUUGAGAAGAAGAACGGGUAGGCUUGCAGAUCGGCGGCUGCGAACACUCUUUCGACGACGGCGACGACGAAGAUAAAGCAACUAUGAAGGAACGAGAACAUUCUGCCGAAGAACGUUCUUUGUUGCUAAAGUUGUCGAACAUUAGAGCGGAAUAAUUUAAAUUGGUUAAUAUGGUAUGCAGGCAAUGAUGCUGAAUGAUCGCAUUCAUAGCGCAUCCAGACUCCAGUCUACCUUGGCGAAGGCAGAUGAGUAUCUGUCAAAGCUCCCACCAGAGACACCUUAUUCUGAUUUUGAGCAUAGAUUCCAGGAAAUGGGUUUUGACAGAGGUUGGGGUGAUAAUGCAGAACAUGUUUUGGAGACAAUACAUCUACUCUCUGACAUUCUUCAAGCUCCUGAUCCAUCUGUUUUGGAGACCUUCCUUGGGAGGAUUCCUAUGGUGUUCAAUGUUUACGGCGGUGAACCCCCUCCAGCGACUACGGCGGCUGCGAACACUCUUUCGACAACGGCGACGACGGCGACUACGGCAGCGAACCCCCUCCACGACGGCAUAUGCAGGUUCGUGGGUCUAUCUUCGGCGUCUCGUUGAGCACACAAAAUCCCAAUAGAGAACUAGAGAUCAAAAUGGGGAAAAUAGAGAAGAGAAAAAAAAACAAAAACAAAAACAAAAACAAACAAACAUAUCUUCUCGCCUGCGACAGAAACUGGAUGGGAAGCACUACUCGCCGGGGACAAAAGGAGAAGUAUUUUCCGGCGACUGCCCUCUCUAUCUCUGCUGGAACUCGUCUGAACCCUUGGUCGCAGGUAGGGAGAAGAGGAGAGAAGGAGAGAAAGAGAGAAGGAGAGAAGGAGAGAAGGAGAGAUAAAAGGGUAAGGAGGGGUAUUUUUGGGAUA
Macadamia integrifolia is the source of this 998-nucleotide messenger RNA. Its product is annotated as sucrose synthase-like. Gene Ontology annotation, biological process: sucrose metabolic process. Bases 283 to 693 code for a protein of 136 amino acids. The transcript is spliced from 2 exons. Gene Ontology annotation, molecular function: sucrose synthase activity. The record is from RefSeq and is a predicted model, not a curated record. NCBI's taxonomy places the organism in Eukaryota, Viridiplantae, Streptophyta, Magnoliopsida, Proteales, Proteaceae.